UCUUUCAAUGCGCAAAUGGUUUAGUGGUAAAAUCCAACGUUGCCAUCGUUGGGCCCCUGGUUCGAUUCCUGGUUUGCGCAUUUUUUUUUGCUAUAUUUGAUAUCUACGAGUCUUUAUUUAUCACCUUGGAUCCUUUUUUGGAAACUUUCGGAUCAAAUUUGAUGUAAAUAUGAUGAUUCUAAAGUGGUCAGAUUGAAACAGAUUUUUGGCAUUUGACUUUUUUUUGUUUCGCAGGCACAAAAACAUAAAAUUUAAAAAUAUUUAAAAACCCCUUAAAUCUAAUAUUGUAACAGUUGACGACUACACUUUUCCAUUGUCUGAAAGAUAGAUAUAUUUAUAUAUACAACAGAAACUUACAUCGAUUGAAUGAGAUUAGGCAAUUUGUUAUUGUUCAUCAAUUUGGUGGUGGGGGCACCAAUUGCCAUCAAUCAAGAACAAACGGUUAUUAGUGAAAGAAUUCCAACUGAGAUUGAAGCCGCAUCUAUUGCUCGUACCUUAGUUUAUCGAGAAUCAUUAACCAAUAUUAAUACCAUCAAAAGAAUUCUGAAUCGGAAUGAUGUGAAAUCAAUUCCUGUUUCCUCAAUGGAAUAUUAUGCUGAUGUCGAUGAAGAUGGUGAUCCAUAUUUAUUAUUAGUCGAUAUCGGUUCCACCAAUCAGAACAUUAUCAGGGGAUCAGAUUAUUCAUUAACGAUUAGAGUCGGAGAUCAUCCAGGUAAUGAACAAGUUAAUACUGAAUAUCCUGGUGGUAUUGAGGAUUCUCCUGCUGGAUCUCCGAGAAUUCAAUUGACAGGGAAAUUGGUGAAUAAGACAUUUAAAAAUCCAUUUGAUUUAGAUUUAAUCAAAUUAGAAACUUCCUUCCUUAAAAGACAUCCUGACGCAAGUACGUGGUUACCUAAUGGAAUCAUUAGUCCACAUAAAUCUCAUUGGGUUAAGUUUAAAGUUGAAGGAAUUUAUUUCGUGGGUGGAUUUGGUGAUAGGGCAUAUAUUGGAUCUAUUGAUCCUGAAAUAUAUCAUUCUGUAGGAAUUAUUCCUGAUGAGGGUGUAUAAGACGAGUGAAUUUACGUUAUUUGACAAAGUUCAGUAUUUAUUUAGUUUAGUUUAGUUUAGUUUAGUUAGUGAUUAUGUUUUUAGUUCUAUUGUGCUAGGCUGUUUAUUUAAUAUAAAAAAAAUUCAAUGUUAA
Scheffersomyces coipomensis is the source of this 1180-nucleotide messenger RNA. Its product is annotated as CREG family protein. Lineage: Eukaryota; Fungi; Ascomycota; Pichiomycetes; Serinales; Debaryomycetaceae. Bases 367 to 1047 code for a protein of 226 amino acids. The transcript has a single exon. The record is from RefSeq and is a predicted model, not a curated record.